Molecule: messenger RNA, 1817 nt
Organism: Andrographis paniculata
Lineage: Eukaryota; Viridiplantae; Streptophyta; Magnoliopsida; Lamiales; Acanthaceae
Product: transcription factor TGA6-like
Exons: 11
Coding region: 170-1540 (456 amino acids)
Biological process (GO): DNA-templated transcription; regulation of DNA-templated transcription
Molecular function (GO): sequence-specific DNA binding; DNA-binding transcription factor activity
Source: RefSeq, a predicted model, not a curated record
CGGUACGGCGCUGUCAUUCAGUAUAUCUAUCGAUCGAAUCUUCUCCACAGACGUCGAUCGGAUUUAUCAUCUCUGACUUCGUAGGGUACUUUUCUGGCAAUCUUCAGAUUAAACUCGAUCGAAUUUACGAGCUUCGAAUCCAUACGUAGGUACUUUAUCGACGACGGAAAUGCAGAGCUACAAGGCAUAUGUUCCGCAGCAGGUUUCGCUGACGAGCACUGAUUUGUACUGCAAUUCGCAGUCUCCGUUUUAUCUACGAGGAGACGACAUAGGUCGGCAUGGAGCUCUCGGCGAGUCGACUGGAAACGCCUUUAUUCAUAUAGAUGACGUUAAUUUAAGUAGAGGUUCAGAUUACAGCAGCUUCAAGGCCAGCAAUGUCUCGUCAGUUAUGCCUAAUAAUUUACAGUUUGGUGAAUUCACCAAUAGUUUGGGAUCAGGUGAAAUCGAAUCAUCUGGAAUUAUGGGGUUGGGAGCGAGUACUGAAUCAUUGAGUAAUGGACACUUUAAGCACUGGGGAGAUUCUCUGCUCGAACACCACCAAAAACUGCCAACAGAUACUUCCACAAACGCACCCGAUCAUACCAAAAGCCAGUUUCCUGUAGUUCAGCACAAGAGCUCCAUGGCUAUGGUUGAUUCAAUUUCAAUGGACUCUUCCAAGGCUGUCAAUGAACAGAAGGCGCUUCGCAGGCAAGCACAGAAUCGCGAAGCUGCGAGAAAGUGCAGGAAGAAAAGAAAGGAAUAUAUUCAACAGCUUGAGGACAGCCGAAAAAGGCUUAAUAGGUUAGAGAAGGAGAUUAAAAGAACACGCACGCAGGGAACCUCUGCCGCCUCCGGGACGACAUCGGUGGAUCGGAGCCAUUCAGUAAGCGGCAGCGGAGGGUCGGCAUUCGAUGUCGAAUAUACGCAGUGGCUAGACGAUCACCGGCGACUUAUCGAUGAUCUGAGAUCGGCCGUAAACUCCAACGCAAGCGAUGCCGAGCUGCAGCUUCUUGUUGAUGAAGUGAUGCUGCAUUACAAAGAAGUCUUCAGGUUGAAGAGCUCCGGCGCAAAAACCGACGUGUUUCACAUCCUCUCUGGGAUGUGGAAAACUCCGGCGGAGAGGUGUUUCAUGUGGCUCGGAGGAUUCCGUUCGUCUGAGAUUCUUAAGGUUCUUCGAAACCAAAUCGAACAUUUAACCGAGAAGCAGAAAGACGACAUUAAUAGUCUACAAGGAUCAUCUCUGCAAACAGAGGACGCAUUGAACCUGGGAAUGGAAGCUUUGCAGCAGUCACUUGUGGAGAAACUUUCGAAUAACUCGUCUGGAUCGAGCAUUUCAGACAAUGUCGCCGAGUACAUGGAGCAGAUGACCGUUGCAAUGAGCAAACUCGUCAUGAUCGGCGACUUCCUCCAUCAGGCUGAUCUUCUGAGGCUUAAAACACUACAACAGCUUCAGCGAAUCCUGAGCACGAAUCAAGCUGCGCGUGCACUGAUUGCCUUCAGCGAUUACAAUUCGAGGAUCCGAGCCUUGAGUUCUCUAUGGUUAGCGCGCCCCCGGGAUUGACGACAAUCGUAUGUUUGCAAUGUAACUGUAAGAGUAAGACUGUAAGUACAUCCUUUUUUUAUCCUUAGUGAAGAUUAUUGUGUCUUUACUUUGCCAUAGGCGAUCUGCUUAUCAUGUCUCUUUAGCACUACUUUGACAAAACUUCUGUGAUAUUUGUGUUUUUGAAUUUGCACAAAAAUGAUCACCAACAUUAGUAUGUGUGUGUAUAUAUAUGUGUAUAAAUGUUUUAAGAAUAAUCACUACAACCAUCUCCAUUAAUAUUCCACAAAUUUACUUA